AUGAAGGAACCUUCUGAUCAUGAUUCAGAUGGGUGGAAGUCAGAUAAAUCAAAGAGUAGUAAACCUCCAUCUCGGUUAUCCACUGUGUCAAGAUAUGGUUCACGAUAUAUGGAAGACAAUGCGGAUGAAACUCAAGGGGAACCAUCAUAUUUUGAUGACACUGACUCAGAUUUGGAAGGAAGUUCAAGUUCAUUUCAAGAUGAUUUUGAAGAAAGCAAUUCUCGACCUAUGGAAAGCUCUGCCCCAGCAGCAGAAGAGAAACAGGAGGAAGUUAAGAAGAAACUAUCAAUUAAUUUCUACUACAAUUACCUGGAUCUAGUUUCAAGGCCUUUUGUUACUUCAGCCUCACUUGUACCAUUGGAUAUUCUUACGCUUGUACAUUCCUUUGGUUAUGACUGCCGAAAGCGGGCCAACCUACAACUUCUAGGCAAUAGAACUAUAUUGUAUGUUGCUGGGAACCAACUGGUCUUUAUGGAUUUGGUAACCAAGGAACAGAUCUAUCUUCAUAGUAGCAGUGGUAGAGGAAUUGGUGUUAUUGGGGUUCAUCCCGAAAAAACUUACUUCACAGUAGCUGAAAAAGGAAAUUAUCCAAAUAUUAUCAUCUAUGAAUUUCCUUCCCUGAAACCCUACAGACUUCUUAGAGAUGGGGCCAGACUGGGGUAUGCUUAUGUGGACUUUGACUGCUAUGGUUCCAUGCUUGCCUCUGUUGGGAGCAGCCCUGAUUAUACAAUGACCAUUUGGAAUUGGAGAGAAGAACAGCCUAUACUGAGGACAAAAGCUUUUUCCCAGGAUGUUUUUAAAAUUACUUUCAAUCCUGAAAAUGAUGAGCAGCUGACUACAGCAGGAUCAGGCCACAUCAAGUUCUGGGAAAUGGCUCAAACAUUCACUGGUCUUAAGCUUCAGGGUUCAUUGGGUCGUUUUGGUAAAACAGCCACUACUGAUAUAGAAGGUUAUGUGGAGUUCCCGGAUGGAAAGGUGCUCUCAGGUUCAGAAUGGGGAAACCUCUUGGUUUGGGAAUCUGGCCUCAUCAAAGUGGAGCUCUGUCGCUCUGCAAGAAAACCCUGUCACCAGGGUCCCAUUAAUCAGAUAGUGCUGGAUGAGGGAGAAGUUAUCACUAUUGGGUCUGAUGGAUGGGUUCGGAUAUGGGACUUUGAGACGAUAGAUACUGCUGAUAUGAUAGAUGAUACUGGAAUACUAGAGAUUGAGUCCAUUAAUGAACUCCAAGUCGACAAGAAUGUCAAACUCUUCUCCAUGAUAAAAAUGAAUCAAGUUGGAAAUAAUGUUUGGUUGGCUCAGGAUGCCAAUGGAGCCAUAUGGAAACUUGAUCUCAGUUUUUCAAAUAUUACUCAAGAUCCAGAAUGUCUCUUCUCCUUCCAUUCCGGGCCCAUUGAAGCCUUGGCUCUUUCUCCUGUCACAUAUCUCAUGGCCACUACUGCUUUGGACUGCUCUAUUCGAAUCUAUGAUUUUUCUAGUAAAACAGCUUUGACGCAAAUGAAAUUCAAACAAGGAGGUACUGCCCUUGUUUGGGUACCCCAAAUCGUAAGCUUAUCUGGAUCACAAAUUAUUGCAGGAUUUGAAGAUGGGGUGGUUCGAAUUCUCGAACUCUAUGAUCCAAAAGGACUCCAACUUUUUUCAGGACGGAAGAAAAUUGCAGAUGCAGAAAUUCGUUUGAAACAAGCUUUUAAACCCCAUACUGAACGUGUCACUGCUUUAGCUUUUGAUCGUGAUGGAGAUGUUUUAGCUACAGGGAGUAAAGAUCAAACAGUAUUCUUCUUUGAUGUGGAAAGGGAUUACAAACCCAUUGGUUAUAUUACUACUCCUGGACCUGUUGCCCAUUUAAUGUGGUCUCCAGUCACACAUCCUGAAAGCACUUUGCUUAUUAUCUGUGAAAAUGGCUAUGUUCUUGAAGCUCCACUUCCAGUCACAAAGGAGGAAGAUGAUGAUAACAAUGUCGCCUCCUUUGAAAUCAAAGACAUGUGCAUAAAAUAUUUCCACUUCUCAAGUGUCAAGUCCAAGAUUCUGAGAUUCAUAGAAAUGGAAAAGAGAAAGAGACUGAAAGAACAGAAGGAAAGUGCAAAGGAAGAAAUGAAACAGAAAGUUAGAGAGAUGGGAGAAGAUCCAGAAAAGGAGAUAAAUGAUGAUUCGGAACUAGAGGAGGAAGAGGAGCCAUUACCACCAAUCUACAUUCCACCAACCCCCUGCAAUAUCCUCUCCGGAUUUUACUCUGAGCCAGGAAACUUUUGGGUUUCAUUGGGUGGCUAUGAUUCUGGCUUUCUCUAUCACUGUAAAUUCCCACCAUAUGACAAAGACAGUGACAUCACAGAAAAAAAAGAUGAACCUUUUGAUUUUCGUUUUCUUGAGGAUACAGAGGGUAAUUCAGUCCAAACUAUAGCUUUCAGCUAUAACAGAAUUAUGAUGUUUUGUGGGAUGCAAAAUGGAGCAAUUCGUGUCUAUGUAAUAGAAGAAUAUAAUCCUUCACUGACCAACCUGAAAGACUACUGGCACUUCAAUGUGCAUGAUAGUGACUAUGGAUGCAUUAAAGACUUAUCUAUUAGCUUUGAUGAUCGGUUCUUGGUGACUGUUGGAGCAGAUAGUAAUAUUUUUGUUUUUGAUAUUAUUUCUGAACUUGAGUUAGAGAAAGGCAUGAAAGCUAAAUUACCACCUCCCAGGGUUGGAAUUGAAUCAGAGCCAAUUGCAGAAGAUAUUGAUGAUCCUAAAGCCUACAGUAUUGAAAAUGCCAGAAGAAAAAGAGAACAUGACAAGAUAAUGAAAGAAGUAGAAGAAAUAAAGGCUAAGAAGAGAGAACAACUAAAAAACUUGAGGAGUGAAUUUCAGAAACUACUAGAAAUAAAUGAGAAAUUACCAAAGCAUAUGCAGUUUAAACGAACAGAUUUUGAUAUAGACUCUAGAAUUCGUGCAGAGAUAAAUAAAAAAACAGUUCACAAAAUUCAACAAGUGGAAAAAGAAUUAGCUUGGGAAAAAGAAAAACAUUAUCUUGGCCUAAUGAAGCUGCAAAAUAGAUUUCAUGAUGCACUGGAAAGUGAUGUUAUUGUGGUUCAUGCCAUACAAAGUGAUCAUAAGAUAUCUUCCUAUAGACUGGUAAAGCCUUCCAAGUACUCCAAAACCAAACGGGCGAGUCUAUCAGAAAGAAGAAUGAGUAAAUUUGAGAGGUUUGAUAAAGAAGGAAUUGUAAGAAAGGAAAGCCGAAGAGAAUCAGGUAUGGUUGUUGGUGUUAGAAAUGACUCAGUUAUAGCAGAAGGAAAGAAAUUACGGCCUAAAACUUUAAGUGAAAUUAUGGUGCAUAAUCAAAUUGAAAAAACACGGAAACUAAUGCUAAAAGCCGAAAAGGCACAACAGAAGAUUCAGCAGAGAGAAAAGGAAUGGGAGGAAUUGUACAGGAGUAAACCUGAUGAUGACUAUGAAGAUCCCAAAGAUAUUCAAGCCAUUAGAGAGGCUCAGUUGUAUAUGGGAGAUUUUAAUUUGAAGACAGCUCCAGACUAUAAGAUACCUGAGCACAUGAGAAUAAAUGCUGCCAAGAAGGAAGAGGAGCUGGGACACCUAGACUCUGUGGUCCACUCAAAGAAAAUGCAGAUGAAUAAGAGUAUUGUCUCACUUAGAGACCUUAAAGUGGCUGUUAUUGAAGAAAUACAGUGCCUGGUACAAGAACUGAAGAAUAUUCAUUUGAGUCUUCCUGUGUCCAACCGUCUCCCCAUUCCUAAAAUUCCUAUGAUACACCCAGAAGAAGUCCCAGAAAAGAGAUUUCAAUAUAAUGAUGACAUUCUCCUGGCUUUCAAGAAAGAGCAAACCAAAAAAAAGGAAGAAAAAUCUAUCAGCUCAGAGCACACACUGGUGUCAGGCCCAGAAGAAAAAAUUUUUAAGCUGGCUCAUGGAAGAGAUGGUGAAGUGACAACACGAGAUUCAUUGUUGAGAGCCUCGAAGGGGUCGAUUUUCAAUAUUGAUGUUCCAAAGGUAGUGGAAUUUGACCCAGUAGAGUCAACUGAUAUAGAGCUGGAGAUUAUGAAGAGAGAUGAGAUUAAACACAUUUAUAUGCAACAAUAUUUGUUGAACAGGAUCCAAGAACUGAUUGUCACUUUUGAUGCAGAGCUUCGUCUCUUAAGACAUCAGAAACUGAAACUAGAUACUCAAAUAAAAUUAGCUGACCUGCACCAUCUCACAUUAUUUGAAGAAAUGCAUCUUCUAAAGAAUUUUGAAAAGCAGGAAAAUAUACUUCAAGAGCGUGUUAAUUCAUUAGACAAAGAGGAACAGGAUAUGCAAUGGAAAAUAAAUGAUAGUUUUAAAGAGAUGGAAGAGAAGAAGAACGAAAUUGCCAGGCUCCAGGAACAAGAAAAGGCACUGUAUGCUACAUUUCAAGCAGCCCUUGGAGAAAACAAUAAAUUUGCUAACUUUCUCAUGAAAGUUUUAAAGAGGAAGAUCAAGAGAGUGAAGAAAAGGGAAGUUGAAGGAGAAGCUGAUGAAGAAGAUGAAAGUGAUGAAUCAAGUGAAGAAGAAUCCAGCAUGGAGAGUGAUGAGGAUGAGUCUGGAUCAGAAGAUGAAGUUUUUGAUGAUUCCAUCUGCCCAACAAAUUGUAAUCCAACUCUUUUUGAAAUGGCCAUUCAACUUCGAGAGAAAAGGCUAGAUAUUGAGGAGGCCUUGGUUGAAGAAAAAAAAGCCUUGGAUAACCUCAAAAAGGAAUAUGACACCUUGUCCAAAAAAGUAAAAAUUGUGGGAACUAAUCUGAAUGCUGCAGAGGAAGCUCUGGAGGCCUAUCAGAGAGAGAAGCAGCAACAGCUAAAUGAACUGCUAGUUGUGAUUCCACUCAAGCUUCAUCAGAUAGAAUAUAUGAUAUUUGGAGAAAUACCUAGUGAUCUUUCUGGAGCUUUGGUUUUUUCUAACGCCUCCUUGAGUCGGCUACAAGAACGAAUUGUACAGCUUCAUGAGGAAAAUAUCAAACAGAACAAACUCAACAGAGAAUUCCGGGAGAGGCGUAAAUUGCUUAUCAGAGAAAAGAGAGAAAUGGCAAAAAAUAUACAGCAAAUGGAGGAAACGGUCCAUAAUCUAAUGAUCAGCAAGUUUGGCCGUGUGAUAAACCUACCAGCCCUUCAGACACUUUCUGUGAAUACAACACUUGAAGAACUAAAGAUCAAAAAACUUCGAAAGGAGAUAUCAAAUGAAAGGGAACUGAGGCAGUGGGAGGAAAAGAUCGCUCAAGUGCGAAGGGAAGUUAUGAUGAAAACACAAGAACACACCAAAAAGCUUCAUCAAAUGAAUGAUUUAUGUGUUGAAAAGAAGGAGCUUAAUUCUCGACUGAAUACACUACAAAACCAGCAGGGCAAUGCCUUCCAGGGGCUUCGGAAAGCAGACAUUGUGGCAAGAGAGAAGACCAAACAGUUGAUCAAAUUCCAGGCAGAAAGAAUUUUGGCCUUAAAAGAAGAAAUUGCUCAUUUACGCAGGAAAAGUGGUAGAAUCCUUCCACCCAUUCAAGCUCCAACACAGAACUAG
Suncus etruscus (white-toothed pygmy shrew) is the source of this 5499-nucleotide messenger RNA. RefSeq names its product cilia and flagella associated protein 44 (gene CFAP44). The record is from RefSeq and is a predicted model, not a curated record. The coding region runs from base 1 to 5499 and encodes 1832 amino acids. The transcript has 34 exons. NCBI's taxonomy places the organism in Eukaryota, Metazoa, Chordata, Mammalia, Eulipotyphla, Soricidae. Gene Ontology annotation, molecular function: protein binding.